UCCCCAUCGGGGCUGGGAGUGAAGCGGAGGCGUGGACGGCGAUUCCCACGUGGUGCGGCGGCCUGGACGGUGAUUCCCUCGUGGUGCGGCGAGCGGGGUAGUCGGCUCUGGUCCUCGCCGACUUCCUGGGCCUGUGUGCCCGCGGCCUGCAGAGAUGCCGAAGAUCAAGUCCGGGGCGCCCGGCCGGCGCCGCGAGCGGCCCCAGCGCCGGGAGCUGCAGAGCGCGGGAGGACUCAUGUUCAACACGGGGAUUGGGCAGCACAUUUUGAAAAAUCCUCUCAUCGUUAACAGCAUUAUCGAUAAGGCUGCCUUAAGACCAACUGAUGUGGUGCUGGAAGUUGGGCCUGGAACUGGCAAUAUGACUGUUAAGUUGCUAGAAAAGGCAAAAAAGGUAAUUGCAUGUGAACUUGACCCAAGGCUAGUAGCUGAACUGCACAAAAGAGUUCAGGGCACACCCCUGGCCAGCAAACUUCAAGUAAUGGUGGGUGAUGUGUUGAAAACAGAUUUGCCAUUCUUUGAUGCUUGUGUGGCAAAUUUGCCUUAUCAGAUCUCUUCUCCUUUUGUCUUCAAGCUGUUGCUGCACCGACCUUUUUUCAGAUGUGCUAUACUUAUGUUUCAAAGAGAAUUUGCUCUCCGACUAGUUGCAAAACCUGGAGAUAAGUUAUACUGCAGGCUCUCAAUUAAUACACAGCUGUUAGCACGCGUGGACCAUCUAAUGAAAGUUGGAAAGAAUAACUUCAGACCACCGCCCAAGGUGGAAUCCAGUGUUGUAAGAAUAGAACCUAAGAACCCGCCACCACCAAUCAAUUUUCAGGAAUGGGAUGGCCUAGUAAGGAUCACCUUUGUUAGGAAAAACAAGACACUGUCUGCUGCAUUUAAGUCAAGCGCAGUACAGCAGCUAUUGGAAAAAAACUACAGAAUUCACUGUUCAGUCCAUAAUACUAUAAUACCAGAAGAUUUCAGCAUAGCAGAUAAAAUACAGCAAAUCCUAACCAGUACAGGUUUUAGUGACAAGCGGGCCCGUUCCAUGGACAUAGAUGACUUCAUCAGAUUGUUACAUGGAUUCAAUGCAGAAGGUAUCCAUUUUUCUUAGGUAUCUGGGAAACGGAAUUUUUCAAACUCAAGAAACUGGAAUUAUAUAUUUUUAAUAAUUUGAGAGGAUGAAGUAUCCUUUUUCUCCACUGGGACACUGUGCUUGAUUGCUUUUGAUUUAAUGCUAUUGUUAUCAGUUAUUAGUCUGAAUUUCUAAGGUAGUUAAGAAAACCAAUUUAAGUUCUCAAGUUUUUUUGGUUUGUUUUUAAUAUCUAACACAGGGCAGAGUCCAAUAUCUAUAUAAUCUUCAAGAGCCGCAGACACGCACAACUUUACCCUUAUCAUUUCUAACAGGUUAUGUAUCAAGAUGUGACUCUUCUAUUUUCUGUUGUAUAUUACUAUGAAGACCUCUAGGCCUUCAGCUCUUUAGGGCUUUGUCCCUCAGGUGUAAAGUUAAAAUAUGCUUAACCAAGUCACAUAUUCCCCAUACCAUUUCUUCUUCUUAUUCAUGCGUACAGUAAAACAAUUUUCUUACAUUUUAACUUUGUUUCUCUUUCUGUUUAUCCUACACAACUUUUAUCACUGCCUGCCUACCCUUUUCUUAUCCUGUAGCAUCAUAGUUACAGCAGGGUUCUGGGUAAGCUUGAGUCUGCUACUGCGACCAUGUGGUACCAGACAUACUACUACUGGGCAUGAUUCCUUACCUGGAAAAUGAGGACUAGUAUGAAAAAUGAGUAAGAUUGUUUGUUUUUUCUUGGGGAGAUGGUCAUAGGUUUAACAAAAUUUCCAAAGGUUUCAGAAAUUAAAACUUGAUUUAAAAUCUCUGCCCAUCAACUUCAAAACAAACAACCUCAACCAGUAAUUUUCCCGAGAACAGGCUCCCAGUAUUCCUAUAGCUUCUGGAUAAUUAAAAUUUCCAGUACUUUUUCAUAUACCCGAUGCUUAGUUGUAGGCUAUUUUUAAAAUGUAAGGUUGAGAAUUUCAAUGUCAUAACCACAGCUUUAUUAGCUACUAUGUUUAAAUCAUUAUCAAUAUAUAAUUGUUACUGUCUUUUAAUAAAGUAUUAUAGAUAAUA
Molecule: messenger RNA, 2107 nt
Organism: Miniopterus natalensis
Lineage: Eukaryota; Metazoa; Chordata; Mammalia; Chiroptera; Miniopteridae
Gene: DIMT1
Product: DIM1 rRNA methyltransferase and ribosome maturation factor
Biological process (GO): rRNA methylation
Cellular component (GO): nucleolus
Molecular function (GO): rRNA (adenine-N6,N6-)-dimethyltransferase activity
Source: RefSeq, a predicted model, not a curated record